This is a messenger RNA of Podospora bellae-mahoneyi, 993 nucleotides long. RefSeq lists its product as uncharacterized. Gene Ontology annotation, molecular function: lipase activity. NCBI's taxonomy places the organism in Eukaryota, Fungi, Ascomycota, Sordariomycetes, Sordariales, Podosporaceae. The transcript has a single exon. The coding region runs from base 1 to 993 and encodes 330 amino acids. The record is from RefSeq and is a predicted model, not a curated record.
AUGUCUUCCGACCAAAAGCUCAGUCUUGACGCCGACUAUGCCAGGGCCAUAGCACCCUAUGCAUCAUAUGUCCCACCCGUCCCAACUGACGCUGAAUCACUCCGCAAACAGAAUGAUUUCAUGAUCAACACCGUCAUGAGCCUCUUCCCCUGCCCGGCGAGAAGCAGAGUUGCCGAAACAGAACUCUCAUACAAGUCGGCCGACGGCACUGAGCUCAAACUCCACCGCUUCGACCCCCCAGCAUCUUCAUCAACACCGGCACCAGCUGGACGUCCUUGCGUCCUCUAUCUCCAUGGAGGUGGCUUUGUCUCCGGCUCGGUUACAUCCUUCAGAAAAGACAUCAUCCGCUAUGCGGCCGAGACAAGGCUGACCUUCUAUGCUCCCGCUUAUCGGCUCUCUCCCGAGGCCCCUUUCCCAAAACCGCUGGAAGAUGCGCACGCUGCCUUGGAGUUCCUCCGCGACAAUGCACAAGAACAGAACAUCGAUCCAAAGAGAAUUGGUGUUAUGGGAAUCAGCGCCGGGGGUGGUCUGGCCGCUGGCUUGGCACUCGAGGCUCGCGAUAAGAAGUUUGUGCCCGCCAUCAAGAAGCUGGUGUUGAUAUACCCCAUGCUCGAUGACAGAACGCGCAUCCGGGAGGACCAUCCGCUGAACGAGCACCUGACAUGGACAAACAAAAAGAAUGAAAUCGGCUGGCAGGCUUAUUUGGGCGGUGCCGGUGCCAGAACUGUGAGUAGUCCUGACGCGAGCGUGUAUGCAGCGCCGGCAAGGGCUGAGGAUCUGUCUGGGUUGCCGCCGACUUAUCUUGAUGUUGGAGGGUUGGACUUGUUCAAGGACGAGGUGAAUGCAUUUGGCGCCAAGCUGCUCGCGGGCAAGGUGGACGUCGAGUUCCAUCUCUAUCCAGGCGUGCCCCAUGCUUGGGAGUGGUUGAGCCAUGAGUGCCCUGUGACACAGAAGGCAGUGAACAACAGAGUCUUCGCACUCCGUAGUUUGUAG